AUGGCGAUCGUCGACUUGGCCAACGCCCAGCUGCAGCAAGCAGCAGCAGCAGCCAAGAAAGACGACGGCGGCCAUGAGGUGGAAGAGGCCGCCGGGGACACGAACACGACGGGCAUGAGCUGCAAGCGGAGCGAGCAGCUGGAGUCGUCCUCCGACUACGGCGCCUGCCUGAUGAAAGGCGUGAGGCACCUCUCGGACAGCGGCAUUACCAGGCUGCCCGACAGGUACGUCCUGCCCGCGUCCGACCGCCCGGGCGCCAACGUCCUUGCCGCCUCGUCGACCGCUGCUGAGGGAGCUGCUGGCGUUGGCGGCGGCGGCGGCGGCGGCAGCAGGGUCAAGCUCCCUGUCGUCGACCUCGCCGGCCUCCGCGACCCCUCCCAGCGCGCCGCCGUACUGGCCACGCUCGACGCCGCGUGCAGCGAGUACGGCUUCUUCCAGGUGGUGAACCACGGGUUCGGGAGCGACGUGAGCGGCGGGAUGCUGGACAUGGCGCGGCGCUUCUUCGAGCUGCCGCUGGCGGAGCGGGCGCGGCACAUGUCGGCGGACGUGCGGGCGCCGGUGCGCUACGGCACCAGCUUCAACCAGGCCAAGGACGCCGUCCUCUACUGGCGCGACUUCCUCAAGCUCGUCUGCCAGCCGCUGCGGGAGGUGGCUCCCUACUGGCCGCAGCAGCCGGCGGACCUCAGGGACGUGGCCACCAGGUACGCCACGGCGAGCCACGCGCUGUUCAUGGAGAUCAUGGCGGCGGCGCUGGAGGCCCUGGGCAUCCCCCAGCAGACCGCCACCGGCGGCGGAGGCGUGCUCGGGGAGCUGGCGGCGGCGUCGUCGCACAUGACGACGGUGAACUGCUACCCGGCGUGCCCGCAGCCGGACCUCACGCUGGGGAUGCCGCCGCACUCGGACUACGGCCUCUUCACGUUCGUCCUGCAGGACCACGUGGAGGGGCUCCAGGUCAUGCACGACGGCCGCUGGCUCACCGUCGACCCCGUCCCGGGAUCGUUCGUCGUCAACGUCGGCGACCACCUAGAGAUCUACAGCAACGGGCGUUACAAGAGCGUGCUGCACCGGGUGCGCGUGAACUCGACGCGGCCGCGCAUCUCGGUGGCGUCGUUCCACAGCCUGCCGGCGGAGCGGGUGAUCGGACCGGCGCCGGAGCUGGUGGACGAACAGGCCGGCAACCCGCGGCGGUACAUGGACACCGACUUCGCCACCUUCCUCGCCUACCUCGCGUCCGCCGACGGCAAGAACAAGACCUUCCUCCAGUCAAGGAAGCUGCGGACUCCUGCUGCUGCUGCAUGCCUCUAG
This is a messenger RNA of Miscanthus lutarioriparius, 1305 nucleotides long. Lineage: Eukaryota; Viridiplantae; Streptophyta; Magnoliopsida; Poales; Poaceae. The record is from the annotation of a GenBank genome assembly.